Telopea speciosissima is the source of this 402-nucleotide messenger RNA. RefSeq lists its product as uncharacterized. The coding region runs from base 1 to 402 and encodes 133 amino acids. The transcript has a single exon. Lineage: Eukaryota; Viridiplantae; Streptophyta; Magnoliopsida; Proteales; Proteaceae. The record is from RefSeq and is a predicted model, not a curated record.
AUGGUUCUUUUGCUUGGGGAUUUGAGUAAAGUGGCAAACAAGAAGACCAUCGCGGCUUCUGUUUCUUCCAAUGUCGUCUUCAUGGCCAAGAGAGAGCACAUUUUUGGGAAGAAGGUCUAUGGUACCAAGGCUCAGAUCUGUGACAAUGGGCAAAUCCAUAAUGUCAGAAUCGAGUGCGACAUGGUAGGCCUGAGCGACCCAUGCCUUUCGAUUCACAUGGACAGUAAGAUGGUGAUGCAGGUGAAGCGCCUUAGGUGGAAAUUUAGGGGCAACCAGACCAUCUUGGUGGAUGGGCUCCCUGUGGAAGUUUUUUGGGAUGUUCACAAUGGCUCUUUGGGACAGCUUUGUGGAAUAUUCCCUAACCUUCGCUGGAGAUGGCUUGCUUCGUUUCGGCCGGCCUGA